This is a messenger RNA of Paramormyrops kingsleyae, 5855 nucleotides long. It is a transcript of the gene bmp5, whose product is annotated as bone morphogenetic protein 5. Gene Ontology annotation, cellular component: extracellular region. The record is from RefSeq and is a predicted model, not a curated record. Gene Ontology annotation, molecular function: cytokine activity; growth factor activity. NCBI's taxonomy places the organism in Eukaryota, Metazoa, Chordata, Actinopteri, Osteoglossiformes, Mormyridae.
UGCGCGGCCGCUAGUGGUGGAUGCGGCUCUCCUGUGUUGCGUGGGAUGGACUUCUCAAAAGUCCUGCUUUCGACACAUUCCCCUGGAUUAUACUUAAGCGCCUCCGCCAAGAAUUAAGCUGCUGAUACAUCCAGAUUUACAAUAUCGCACCCGAGCGAUCCAGACGUUUCUGCACAGCUGGCUUGAAGGCGAAAGGCAUCUGCGAGAAGGUACCUGCGUCCGAGAGUUUAAGCGGAGCUGCAAGGUGCGGGAGAAGCUUGUAGAUUCUGCAACAUUUGUGGCACUUCUUCUUGAAGGGCUUCAACUUUUGGCGGAUUGCCGCUGUUGCUUUUAACCGUGGGAAUCUGAGCAUCGAUAAGGCCGUUUUUGGACCCGCUCAUAUGAUGCGUUGCUGAAAAUUAACUUAACGCAAGACUGACCUACAGGGAUAAAGCCUUCAUCUGGGAGACAGAGUACCCCUCGAUAAUGUGACGCGCUGUAAGCGCUGACGUGAACUGCAGGAAGAACGCUGGAAAAGUGAUUUGGUGCUCGGCAUGGCACCUUAACACUCUCCGCACAGCUUGGUAGUUUAAAGUCUAAGAUGAAGCCGUUAGCGCUUUUGUGUGGGGGCACCAUGGGACUUCUGUGGAGCUGCCUGGGCUUCCUGCACUCCGUUCACUGUGGCUGGGGGGACAACCAUGUGCAUUCAAGUUUUAUUUACAGGAGGUUGCGCAACCACGAACGGAGAGAGAUCCAGAGAGAGAUCCUGUCCAUCCUGGGCUUACCGCACCGGCCGCGGCCGUUUUCUCCGGGCAAACAAGCAUCAUCGGCACCCCUCUUCAUGCUUGACCUGUACAAUGCCAUGUCCACCGAAGACGACGACGGGAUACUGGACGGCCCCGGAAAGGGCUCCCUGGAAAGGAGCCAGGGAAGUUCUCGCAGAGGUCACUAUGGGUCCUCACAUGGCUACUCCCGUGCACCUCAGCCGUACCGCGCAGCCCCCCUGACCAGCCAAAGUCCCCCCCUGGCCACUUCACAUGAUACCAAUUUUCUCAACGACGCCGAUAUGGUUAUGAGCUUUGUCAAUCUAGUUGAGAGAGAUAAAGAUUUCUCACACCAGCGAAGGCACCACAAGGAGUUCCGCUUCGACCUGACCCAGAUCCCGGAUGGGGAGGCAGUGACAGCCGCCGAGUUUCGGAUUUACAAAGACCGCAGCCAUGCCCGCUACGAGAACGCCACCCUGAAGGUCAGCAUUUACCAGGUCACCAAAGAGUACCCGAACAAGGACGCAGAGACGUUCCUGCUGGACUCCAAAAAGGUCAGAGCUUCUGAUGGAGGCUGGCUGGUCUUUGAUAUCACAGCAACCAGCAACCACUGGGUCCUUAACCCCCAGCAGAACAUGGGCCUGCAGCUCGUCGUGGAAACCAUGGAUGGCCGGAGCAUCAACAGCAAGUCGGCCGGCAUGAUCGGGAGGAGCGGCCCGCAGGCGAAGCAGCCCUUCCUAGUAGCGUUCUUCAAGGCCAGUGAAGUGCUGCUGCGCUCAGUGCGGGCGGCGGGGGGCAAGCGCAAGAACCAGAACCGAAACAAGUCCGCAGGCCAGCAGGGCACCUCGAGGGCGGUGAAAGGAGGAGACCAAAACACCAGUGAACAGAAGCAAGCCUGCAAGAAACAUGAACUCUAUGUCAGCUUCCGCGAUCUGGGAUGGCAGGACUGGAUUAUCGCACCUGAGGGUUAUGCUGCCUUUUACUGCGACGGAGAAUGCUCGUUCCCACUCAACGCACACAUGAACGCCACCAAUCAUGCCAUCGUGCAGACGCUGGUCCAUCUGAUGUUUCCUGACAAUGUUCCCAAGCCAUGCUGCGCCCCCACCAAGCUGAACGCCAUAUCGGUGCUUUACUUCGAUGACAGUUCGAAUGUGAUCCUGAAAAAGUACAGGAACAUGGUGGUCAGGUCAUGUGGGUGUCACUGACCGGCUCCCUCACGUCUGUUUGUCAUUGGAAAACAUUUCAGCGUCUGCAUGCUUAAUCUGAGAUGUCAUGCACAGUGUUAUGUAUAUAUUAGUUCCUUGAGCUUAUUUAUUGUCCCUGUUUCUGUGAUAACACCCCCCUCCCGUUUGAAAGCCAGCGUUGAGCCCUCAAGCCCCCCCCCCCCACCUUUGUGGUAUGAGCCGUCUUGUGGGCUUGCGGAAGCCAGCUAUGGAAUUUGUGUGUGAGGUCACGGUGCCUCGCUCUGUACACACGGGGGUCACCUUUCACCCCUUCAGGACCAUAAACUCAGAGCUCUUCUUUACAAUGUUGCUUGAUUCAUUCCGAACCCCCCGGCCUCAUUUCCCAGAAUGUGAGUGCAGGAUUUUACUGGACGUGCAUUCAGACUUCAGACUGCAGUCAUGGAUCCCAAGAGAAUCAUGAAAAAGAGAAACAGACCUUAAAUUAAUUAUUCACAUUAUUAAUUAAUAAAGAUUAAUUAAAUCUGCCCUUGCAGAUCUCGGAAGCUGAUAUUGUACAAUACAGGAAAUGUUUAUGCUACCAAAUAUUAACUUUUACUGUAAUGAUGGUGCCGAAAAACACAACAAAGGGAUAUUACACAUGUGAAUCCCAUAGGCUCAGAACAGCCAAUAACAGAGCACUGGGUCAUGUGACCUGGAGGGACACCUGGUACUGCUGGGAAAGGUGUGCUUCUGGUUAGCUUCAUUUAGUGAUUUAGCAACCGGAAUAUUAAUAUAGACUUCAUAUGUAUUAAAUAGUGCUAAAAGCUGUACACACAUGACUUUGUGAGCUAGCAAUGCUUAGCUUUCUCAGUUAGCACAGGCACUGGGUGAGAUAGAUAUUUACAACAUAAUUUUGCAGUUAUUGCCUUAUUUGAGCAGCUAAUAUCCAAAUGUAAAGCUGGCUAAGUGAUCAUUUGUUAAGCGGAUCUUAGUUCUAAGGAGAGAAUAGCUGGAUGAUAAAGAUAUUUAUCGCAAUCUGUCCUUUGCACCUAUUAGCAGAUACCUACAGAGGUUUGGUAACCAGUGGCUUAUUCAUUAAAAGGGUUUCCCAUGAGCCUUACAAGAACUGGGGUUCAGGACAGAGCUGGCAGCUGGCUGUGGUUUGAUAUUAGGAUGGCUGCAGAAUUUGGCAGGGUCUCAAGGCUCAUGUGAAAUGUGCUGGGGCUUUCACAGGAAGGCCUGGGGCUUUCGAAAAACAUGCAGGAACUUUCACAGGAAGGCCCAGGGCUCACGCAGGACGUGCAGUGGCUUUCACAGGAAGGCCUGGGGCUUACGCAAAACAUGCAGAAACUUUCACAGGAAAGCCUGGGGCUUACGCAAAACAUACAGGAACUUUCACAGGAAGGCCUGGGGCUUAUGCAAAACAUGCAGGAACUUUCACGGGAAGGCCUGGGGCUCACGCAAAACAUGCAGGAACUUUCACGGGAAGGCCUGGGGCUCACGCAAAACAUGCAGGGGCUUUCACGGGAAGGCCUGGGGCUCAAGCAAAACAUGCAGGGUUUUUCAAGGGGUGACCUGGCACUGCCGCAAUGAAGGUGAAAAUGACCUCUGGCAUCCACACACGCUUGAGCGGCUGAAGUCUGCCUCCCUGGUGGGGAAUUGGGUCCAAAGGGCCAAAAGCCAGCCGAAUGACCCGUAGCCUGGAAAUACGUGCACAGCAAGGCCAAGGGCAGCGAUGCAGCAGACUGUCAGCCAUUUUCAGGGCACCUUAACUGUACAUUUUUAAAACCUGCAUGCUGUCCCUGUCAGGUGUUGCUUGGUCUGUGUGUUCUUUGGGUUUAACCUAAAAAUAAGGGCUUGGUCUUUGCCUUCCUACGGAGCUCCUAAAGGGACAGGGUUGGAAAAUGUUAUUAACAGUCUGAUGUUUUCUCGAGUCCCAUUGCAAAAAUCUAAUGGAUUCCCAUCUAUCUAUCUAUCUAUCUAUCUAUCUAUCUAUCUAUCUAUCUAUCUAUCUAUCUAUCUAUCUAUCUAGUCUGUCUGUCUCUGUCUGCCUGUCUGUCUGUCUGCCUGUCUGUCUGCCUGUCUGUCUGCCUGUCUGUCUCUGUCUGUCUGUCUAUCUAUCUAAGCAAUCUGAGCUACAUGAAAGCCCUCCUUUUUUCUCCACAGCUUUCACACUGAAUCUUUCUCGUGGUGCUCCAUGCCCCGGUUUCAUUGUGAAGUUUUGCAUUGGCAGAGCUAUCGAAUCACCUCCACUUUCAUAGUUAGUCCCCUUCAACAUUGUGCUGCUCCUAUUUUAUAUGAUGUUUUUAAAAACAGGAACUGUGACUUUUUUGCUGUUGCUUGCUCCUGUACACAGCCGCACAGGGGGCACAGGAAACAGGGGGUUAGGGGUCAAGUACCCUCCAAUAUUUAAUCUGGAUUAAUUCAUCCCCCCAAAUAAAUGAAGCUUAAUAUUUAAUAAUUUUCAGUUGUGUCCCCCCAGUACCAAAUUCUCUGCUACACUGUUGCACAGAUAUUGUAUUAAUGCUUUUAUGUAUUUAUCAUACAGCUUCAUGCAACACUGUGGCAAUGCAAAGCGGGAUGUCAGUUACUGUUGCCAGGGAACACAAUUACAAUUGUGAGGGAACGCAAAAUAAUUUCGAGAGAACGCAGAACUGUUGUGGGGGAACGCAAUAAUUUUCCGAGGGAAAGCAAAAGUGUUUCAAAAUAUUUUUUUCUGAUCUUGUCCCUUUAGGGGCUCCGUACCUCACUAACAUAACCGCAGCUGAUCCUUCUUUGUGCAGAGCAUUAACAUCCAGUGCAUUCCAGGCUGCAGAUCUCCCCUCUGCCUAAGACCUGCUAAUUACUUAUUCGAGUUUGGCUUGUUUGGCUGUUCUUACCAGCAGGAUAAGACUGGAAAGGACCUUUCUAAAGUCUCAAUUUGAUUUUUUCUGUUGUCAAACCCUUCAGUGGGCCUGUCGGUCAUUUACCUUUUUGUUGUUCUUUUGCUAAUUAUUUUAAUCGUUAAGGGCAUUUAUCUGUUUCAUAAACCACUCAAGCAAAGCUUGUGUUUGCUGCUACGUUUUAUGCCAUGUGGUCAGAAUUUCAUACUGGAGGAUAUAGUCACCGUUACCGUGGUAAUACUAUGUAAUUUAUGUUUUGGAUGUUGUUCAAGGAGCUGCUAUGACUUCAUUGGAAAUGAGUGAUUCUUGCAGAGCUGGAGAUUUCAGGUCCAAGGAAUACAAAUCCAGACCAAGAUUUUGUUUCAACCAACCAGUUGAGUAUAAAGAGUCACAUUGACAGAGUACUCAGCUGGAUGGUUGAAACAAAAUUUUGGUCAGGAUUUGUACUCUCUGGACCAUCUCCACCUCUGGAUUUCUGUGCCUUCAUCCAGCAAAGUGAGUUCAUUUACUUGAAGGAUGGGACCCAACUGAAGAAGGAUGUUUCUGGAGAUUUCUGGGGUUACAAAGGUGCCAGCUGAAUUUAUCCCGAUUUUAAGGACCACUUCUGUGAAAAAGACGUUUGCAUCUCAAGUGGGCCCCACCCCUGUAUUACAUCAUUCUUCUGCUCCUUUACAGAUAUGAGGCUGAUGAUAUUUACAUGUUAGCUAUCAGGUCUCAGAGUUUUGCAUUAUACAAGGUGGUUAUUUCUGUAGUAUCAUUAGCUGAUUAUGUGUGUUAUGUAAGACAAUUAAAUCUGAAAGGUACAUCCCACAGUCAUGCUGUUGAAUAUAAAAAAUAUAAAAGUUUUAUUUGUACCAUCCAACAUACAGUUUGAAAGUAGAAGAGAUCUCUGUUAGUGCCAGUAUUUAUAUAGAUUUUGAUAUUUCACGUCCUAUUAAAAUAUUUUAACCAUACUUUGUCAUUAAGGCAGUAGAACUUGUAUUUUUGUUAAUGUAUGGUUAGUUUCUCUGUAGAGUCUCAUAAAACAUUGGUAACUCGAGUAAUAUAUUUUGAGAAAUAAAGACGCA